AUGCGCCUCUCUCUCGCCUUGCUCUCGGGAUUUCUCGCGAUCUCUCAAGCCAAUCAUAUCCCCGGUAGGAGCUUCGAUCGAUUGAUUUCCAUCUGGCUGGAAAACCAGGACUUUGCCAAAGUAGUCAAGGAUUCCCACAUUGGCGACCUGAAGAAGGAAGGGAUUCUGUUAACCAAUUAUUACGCCCAAACCCACCCAAGCCAGCCGAACUACAUUGCAGCUCUUGCAGGCGACUACUUUGGCCUGAACCACGACGAACGCAUACGCCUGCCAAUAAAUGUCUCUACCAUCGUGGAUCUGCUCGACUGGCGGGGCGUGUCAUGGAAGGCAUACAUGGAGGAUUUGCCUGGUCCGGGCUACUUGGCCGAUGCCAGUGAUGGCCAGACGGGCGGCGGCAAGUGGGACUACGUCCGAAAGCACAACCCCUUUGUCUCCUUCGACUCCAUUAAUCUCAACGGAACCCGGCUGCUCAACAUCCAGGAUUUCCAAGAGUGGAAGACUGACUUCGAGGCCAAGCAAGUACCCCAGUACGUUUUCAUGACUCCCAACAUGAUGAACGACGGUCACAAUACCACCCUCGAGUACGCCACCAAGUGGGCCCGCGACUUUUUGAAGCCCAUGUUGGCCGAAGACGCUUUCAAGGAGAGGACUCUCAUCCUCUUGACCUACGACGAGUCCGAAGACAAGGGCAAGCCGAACCAGAUCGUGUCACUCCUGAUGGGAAGUGCAAUUCCCAAGAACCUGAAAGGGACAGAGGACAAGACUUUCUACUCGCACUACUCGAUGAUGUCGACGGUCGAGUUCAACUGGGAGCUUCCGAACCUCGGGAGGUAUGAUGUUGGAGCCAACAUCUACCAGUUUGCGCAGAACCUCGGAAGCAAAGUUCUCGUAUCAAACAAGGACCCGCCUAACAUGGCGGACGUGAACAAUUCCGAAUCGUACCCUGGAGCCUUGAACAACGACACUGGCAAGUUCCGUCCCUAUCCGCCUCCGAAUCUUGGACUCAACGGGUCGAGCGGGCUGCCAAUUCUGGAGCACAUUCGCUUGCAAUGGAUUUUCCAUAAGGAGGAAACACCGUAUGAUGGAAAAGGCACUCUCUAUGAUGCCAGAUUCCAGCCAAAGUAUAUACCGCAGGUUCCUGUCAGGCAUGGGGCUUGA
Messenger RNA from Colletotrichum chrysophilum, 1158 nucleotides. RefSeq lists its product as uncharacterized. Gene Ontology annotation, biological process: phospholipid catabolic process. The record is from RefSeq and is a predicted model, not a curated record. NCBI's taxonomy places the organism in Eukaryota, Fungi, Ascomycota, Sordariomycetes, Glomerellales, Glomerellaceae. The transcript is spliced from 3 exons. The coding region runs from base 1 to 1158 and encodes 385 amino acids. Gene Ontology annotation, molecular function: hydrolase activity, acting on ester bonds.